Molecule: messenger RNA, 3006 nt
Organism: Penicillium malachiteum
Lineage: Eukaryota; Fungi; Ascomycota; Eurotiomycetes; Eurotiales; Aspergillaceae
Product: Plasma membrane ATPase
Exons: 2
Coding region: 1-3006 (1001 amino acids)
Biological process (GO): regulation of intracellular pH; proton export across plasma membrane
Cellular component (GO): plasma membrane
Molecular function (GO): ATP binding; P-type proton-exporting transporter activity; ATP hydrolysis activity
Source: RefSeq, a predicted model, not a curated record
AUGGCGUCUACCGUCCAGACGUCCGAGCGGAGGAUCUCCUAUGCUGUUGACGUGGAGAAUGGUGAGCGCCAUGAGCGCACUACUACUACUGAGGUGAACGAUGGGGGUUUGGAUGAGUACUCGGCUCUCAACCGUUACAUCUCGACUGCCCGCGAUGGUCGUCGUGGUUCGACUUCUUCUGCCGCUGCUCUUUCCGAGAAGGCUGCUAAGAAGUCUUCUUGGAAGUUCUGGUCCAAGACCGACGACACCGUUGAGGAGGGCUGGCAGGCCCCCGAGGAGUGGGUCAACACUGACUUGCGCUCCGGUCUGAGCUCCGCCGACAUUGAUCCUCGCCGCAAGAAGUGUGGCUGGAACGAGCUGGUUACUGAGAAGACCAACAUCUUCGUCCAGUUCAUUGGUUACUUCCGUGGUCCUAUUCUCUAUGUUAUGGAACUUGCUGUCCUUCUCGCCGCUGGUCUGCGUGACUGGAUCGAUUUGGGUGUCAUUAUUGGUAUUCUUGCUCUUAACGCUCUCGUCGGUUGGUACCAGGAGAAGCAGGCUGCCGAUGUCGUUGCUUCUCUCAAGGGUGAUAUUGCUAUGCGUGCUAUUGUUGUCCGUAACGGUCAGGAGGAGGAGAUCCUCGCCCGUGAGCUUGUUACUGGUGAUAUCGUCAUUGUCGAGGAGGGCCAUGUCAUCCCCGCCGAUGUCCGCCUUAUCUGUGACUACACCAAGCCCGAGAUGUUCGAGAACUACAAGGAGUACCUCGCCAACUACAACGACGACACCCUCAAGGAGAAGAACGAUGAUGAGGAUGAGGAUGAUGAGUACGCUCGUGAGGCCCGCGCUGGUGUCUCCCUGAUUGCUUGUGAUCAGUCCGCCAUCACUGGUGAAUCUCUCGCUGUCGACAAGUACAUGGCUGAUGUCUGUUACUACACCACUGGUUGCAAGCGUGGAAAGGCCUACGGUAUCGUUACUGCUACUGCUCGCCAGUCUUUCGUCGGUAAGACCGCUGCUCUGGUCCAGGGUGCCAAGGACUCUGGUCACUUCAAGGCUGUCAUGGACAACAUCGGUACCUCUCUGCUCGUUCUCGUCAUGUUCUGGAUUCUCGCUGCCUGGAUCGGUGGUUUCUACCGUCACCUGAAGAUCGCUACCCCUGAGAACUCUGACAACAACUUGCUCCACUGGACUCUUAUUCUCCUGAUCAUUGGUGUCCCCGUCGGUCUUCCCGUCGUUACCACCACCACCCUCGCUGUCGGUGCCGCCUACCUCGCUGAGCAGAAGGCUAUUGUCCAGAAGCUCACUGCCAUUGAGUCCCUCGCUGGUGUCGACAUUCUGUGCUCUGACAAGACCGGUACUCUCACUGCCAACCAGCUCUCCAUCCGUGAGCCCUACGUCGCUGAGGGUGUUGAUGUCAACUGGAUGAUGGCCGUUGCCGCUAUUGCCUCCUCCCACAACGUCAAGAACCUCGACCCCAUUGACAAGGUUACCGUCCUUACCCUCCGCCGCUACCCCAAGGCCCGUGAGAUUCUCUCCCGCAACUGGGUUACCGAGAAGUACACUCCCUUCGACCCUGUCUCCAAGCGUAUCACCACUGUCUGCACCUGUGAUGGUGUCCGUUACGUCUGUGCUAAGGGUGCUCCCAAGGCUAUCCUCAACAUGUCUGAGUGCUCCGAGGAGGAGGCCCAGAUGUACCGUGACAAGGCUUCCGAGUUCGCUCGCCGUGGUUUCCGUUCUCUCGGUGUCGCCGUCCAGAAGGAGGGUGAGCCCUGGCAACUUCUGGGCAUGUACCCCAUGUUCGACCCCCCUCGUGAGGAUACUGCCCACACCAUCGCUGAGGCCCAGGUUCUCGGUCUGUCCGUUAAGAUGUUGACUGGUGACGCUAUCGCUAUCGCUAAGGAGACUUGCAAGAUGCUUGCUCUCGGUACCAAGGUUUACGACUCUGAGCGCCUCAUCCACGGUGGUCUUGCCGGCUCUGCCCAGCACGAUCUCGUUGAGAAGGCUGAUGGUUUCGCUGAGGUUUUCCCCGAGCACAAGUACCAGGUCGUUGAGAUGCUCCAGCAGCGUGGUCACUUGACUGCCAUGACUGGUGACGGUGUUAACGAUGCUCCUUCCCUCAAGAAGGCUGACUGUGGUAUUGCUGUCGAGGGUUCCACCGAGGCUGCCCAGGCUGCCGCCGAUAUUGUUUUCCUUGCUCCCGGUCUUUCCACCAUUGUCGAUGCUAUCAAGCUUGCCCGCCAAAUUUUCCAGCGUAUGAAGGCUUACAUUCAGUACCGUAUUGCUCUGUGUCUCCACCUUGAGAUCUACCUUGUUACCUCCAUGAUCAUCAUUGAGGAGACCGUCCGCUCUGAGCUGAUUGUCUUCAUUGCCCUGUUCGCCGAUCUUGCCACCAUUGCCGUUGCUUACGAUAACGCUCACUUCGAGGCCCGCCCCGUCGAGUGGCAGUUGCCUAAGAUCUGGGUUAUCUCCGUCGUUCUCGGUGUUCUUCUCGCUGCCGCUACCUGGAUUAUCCGUGCCUCCAUGUUCCUUGACAACGGUGGUAUCAUCCAGAACUGGGGUUCUCCUCAGCCCAUUCUCUUCCUUGAGAUUGCUCUGACUGAGAACUGGCUCAUCUUCGUCACCCGUGGUGGUAAGACCUGGCCUUCUUGGCAGCUGGUUAUUGCUAUCUUCGUUGUCGAUGUUCUGGCUACCCUCUUCUGUGUCUUCGGAUGGCUCGCCGACUACACCCAGACCUCUCCUGCUGACCACGCCUACUUCACUGCCAACCACCACGUUGACAUUGUUACCGUCGUUGUCAUCUGGGGUUACUCCAUUGGUGUCACUGUCAUAAUUGCUGUUGUCUACUACCUGCUGUCCAGCGUCCCUGCUCUGGACAACCUUGGUCGUAAGACCCGCUCCAAGGCUGACACUCAGAUCGAGAACAUGAUCGCUCACCUGUCCAAGCUUGCCAUUGAGCACAGCACUGACCGUGAGGGCAACUCUCGCUACACCCUGGGUGCACGCACUGAGGAUGUUGAGGAGGACGAGUAA